Vitis riparia (riverbank grape) is the source of this 1703-nucleotide messenger RNA. RefSeq lists its product as uncharacterized. NCBI's taxonomy places the organism in Eukaryota, Viridiplantae, Streptophyta, Magnoliopsida, Vitales, Vitaceae. The record is from RefSeq and is a predicted model, not a curated record. The transcript has 5 exons. Bases 758 to 1240 code for a protein of 160 amino acids.
UAAAAAGAAAUCUCUAAAGAUAUUAGGGUAGCGUAUACAUAUCAAAUACAUACAAAGAAUCCCUUCAAGGACCAAAGAAAUGUCAGAGGCAUGCACCAUGUUUUUAUUAUUUUGUACUCUUCUUUUGCAAGAUCUCAAUGAGGCAUGGGAUGUAAAGUGGAAAUUCAUUACCUUAGUGGGAGUAAUCAAGCGAUGAUUAAAGAAGAAUGAUAAAGAUUGGACUCGGUUGGCUGCCUUAUCUAUUAGUAUAUAAAAUAUUAAAUUAUGACAUGGAUAAAGAUAUGAGAGGGGUAGGAGACUUAUAAUUGAAGCAGAGAGCCCUUGAGAUGGUUCAGAAAUUAAACCUUGAUUGCGACUCUCUAAUCCAAUUUUGAUUUGACCCACCUUUUUUUUUUCUAAAGAAAAAUGUGCUUGUAUUAACUCCAAUAAUGACCAUUCAGCAGUAUUCAUUGCUCCCACUUUGGAAUCCAUUUCCAUUGCAACAUUUACUUACCCAUUCCGCACUUGUUUUAACGGCGGCGCUACAAAAAGUAGUUCAACGCAGUAAUGAGGUUCUGGCUUUGCCGUUCUGGCGGUUCUCUUUUAUCCUUUUUCUUUUGCCUUCCUUUGUCCCGUUUCCGGCUAUUUUGAGAUCCCCUUUGUAAUGUUCUUGGAAUCCAUGUUUUGGGUGGUGCCGAGAUCUGCACUUCUGCGGUUUUUUUGGGCGUAAUAUGAUAAUCUACACUCCCCUAUCUGCUUGGAUCGGUCGCGUUUUUGCAUGCAUGGGAGCAGAGGUUGUCUUGGAUGCUGUACCAAACCCACACCAAUUAUUGCUGUGGACGAGCCAUCAAAGGGAUUGAGAAUUCAAGGGCGGACAGUGAAGAAACCCAGUAUAUCAGAAGAUUUUUGGAGCACCAGCACAUGCGAGAUAGAUAACAGCACUGUCCAAUCUCAAAGAAGCAUAUCAUCUAUCAGCACCUCAAACCAGUCCCUUACUCACUAUAGCGGCAUUGGUAGCACGAGCAAUAAUUCUGAAUUUAUAAAUCAUGGUCUUCUUCUCUGGAAUCAGACAAGGCUUCAGUGGGUUGGAAAUAAAAGGUCUGAGAAUCAGAGUCAACAAAUUCGGGAGCCCAGAUUAAGAUGGAAUGCAACUUAUGAAGGUUUACUCGGAACCAACAGGCGUUUCUCCCAGCCCAUCCCUCUCUCUGAAAUGAUAGAUUUUCUGGUGGACGUAUGGGACCAGGAGGGGAUGUAUGAUUGACAAAGGGAAUUCCAGGAAAUGUUUUGGUUUCUUCAUAUAUCAGGAACCCCCGUCUUUAUAAAUUGUAACUUUAUAAAAAGGUUUGAUAUAUUGCUGAAGAGAGAAAAAGAUUGAAAAAAAUCAAGGGAUUCUUUGUCGGUUAUCAUUUCAAAUGUUAAUAUCCAUCCAAUCUUUUUCUCUCUCGCGUACACAUGCCUGUUGAAUAUUGCCUACUGGACUCAAUGGUAUCAGCCACUUAGUAUGCAUUUAGUCCUUGGAAAAUAGACAUGAUAACCAAGCUUGGUGGUUUCCAGAUUGACCUCUACCUGUAUAGUUUUGAUUACUACUGAUUAACAGUUGAGGGAACUUGUUAUUCAUAUUAAGAGUAUUCCCAAUGACACAAUGGUAUCAUCUGUGAUAUAAUGGCACCAAGAAGCACUGUACAUGCUGUUUAAUGAAAUAUCUGUGAGAGGAUUGCCACUGA